This is a messenger RNA of Syngnathus acus (greater pipefish), 2229 nucleotides long. RefSeq names its product cyclic nucleotide-gated cation channel beta-3-like. Gene Ontology annotation, molecular function: cGMP binding; intracellularly cGMP-activated cation channel activity; intracellularly cAMP-activated cation channel activity. Gene Ontology annotation, biological process: monoatomic cation transmembrane transport. The coding region runs from base 16 to 2229 and encodes 737 amino acids. NCBI's taxonomy places the organism in Eukaryota, Metazoa, Chordata, Actinopteri, Syngnathiformes, Syngnathidae. Gene Ontology annotation, cellular component: photoreceptor outer segment; plasma membrane; intracellular cyclic nucleotide activated cation channel complex. The transcript is spliced from 18 exons. The record is from RefSeq and is a predicted model, not a curated record.
UCACAGCACUCGGCCAUGUUUACAAGGUUAAAGGCGCUUGUUGGGGCUCCUGAGCCUCCACCAGCUGGAGCAGCUAAGACAAAUGGAUUUAGCUUCAUUUUGUUUCCAUCGCCUCCUGAAAUCAAGGAGACCGACCAACCAAAAGCGGAGACAAAGCAAGAGGAACCAGCAAGAGAGAACAAAAAAGAUGAGGAAAAGAAAGAGGAACCAGCAAAAGAAUGCCAGAACAAAAAAGAGGAAGAAAAGAAAAAGGAAGAACCCAAGAAAGAAGAACCAAAGCCAGUUCCUGCCCCAGAGGCUCCUGCAAAUCCUGUCAGUCCAGAGGGAGCAGAAGGUGACGAGAAAGCAGCGUCACUUCCUCCACCUCCUGUGGUCUACUCCCGUUGCACAGACGAGACUCUCAGAUGGUUGGUCAAAACAAUGAGGGACAAAACGGAGUUGCUCAAAGAGAAAGUCAUUGAUCCGUACGCCACCUCUCCAGAAAUCACCCCGCCUGUCACGCCCAUUCUGAAGAAGGAUGAAUACCACAAACUGAAAGAAGAGGAGCGGAUAGCAAAAGAAGAAGCGGAGAAGAAGAAGGCGGAGGAAGCGGUCAAAAAGGCAGAGGAGAAAAAGAAGAAGGAUGAGGAGAAAAGGCUGGAAGCUGAGAAAAAAGCAGAAGAGGAGAGAAUAGCAGAUGAGGCCCUCAAGAAACAAAAGAUGCUCCCAGAUAUUCAUUUCACUUUACUGGAUAUCCUCUUUCGACCUAUAGAAGAAAAACUGGAUACUGUCCUGGGAUCCACCAUCGAUCCUUUCACGGAUCGCCGUUACAUCGCUUGGUUGGGCAUCGUAGCGCUGGCGUACAACUACAAUAUUUGGUUCUGCACGGCCCGCUUGGCUUUCCCCUUCCAUAACGACACGGCCAAUCGAUACUGGAUCACUUUGGAUCUUCUGAGCGACCUAAUAAACGUUGUGGACAUCAUGGUUUGGCAGCCUCGGCUUCAGUUUGUCAAAGCUGGUGAUAUUAUUAAAGACAGGGCCAUGACGAAGGUACAUUAUCGGAAAUCACCUCGUUUUAAGACUGACAUCAUCUCCGUCCUCCCCUUUGACCUUCUCUGCCUUUACUUUGAAUUUUCUGCCAUUUACCGACUCAACCGCUUCAUCAGGAUUGAGUCUUUCUUUGAAUUCAGCGAUCGACUUGAGAGUGUAAUGGCCAAAGCUUACAUCUGGAGAGUGGCUCGCACCACCGGCUACCUCCUCUUCAGCCUCCAUAUCAAUGCGUGCGCUUUCUAUGUCGCCUCAGUAUACCAGGGCCUCGGCACCAGUACGUGGGUCUACAACGGGAACGGGACAGCGUACAUACGAUGCUACUACUUUGCAGUGCGCAGCCUGAUCAAUAUCGGCGGACUUCCCGAACCCACAAACACUUAUGAGAUAUCCUUUCAGAUGACCAACUUUUUCAUUGGUGUCUUUGUGUUCUCCAGCCUGAUUGGCCAGAUGAGAGAUGUCAUUGGAGCAGCAACAGCAGGUCAAACAUAUUUCCGGGCAUCAAUGGAUGGCUGCGUAUCUUACAUGAACACUUACACAAUUUCAAAGUUCGUCCAGAAUAGAGUAAGGACCUGGUACAACUACACGUGGGCUGCUCAGGGCAUGCUUGACGAGUCCGAGCUGCUGGAUAAAAUGCCUCUGGUGAUGAGAACCGCCAUCGCUGUGGACAUCAACCUGGCGACCUUCCAGAAGAUUGCUCUCUUUCAGGGCUGUGACCAGCAGAUGUUAGUGGACAUGCUACUUCGGCUCAAAUCAAUUGUUUAUCUUCCUGGAGAUUUUGUUGUGAAGAAAGGUGACAUCGGUAAAGAGAUGUACAUCAUCAAGAGCGGAGCGGUGCAAGUGGUGGGAGGACCUGACAACAGUAUUGUUUUUGUCACACUAAAGGCUGGCUGCGUCUUUGGAGAGAUCAGUUUGCUGCAGUCUGCCAAAGAUGGAGGGAACAGACGGACGGCGAAUGUCAAAGCGUACGGAUUCGCUAAUCUCUUUGUUUUAGAGAAAAAGGAUUUGUUUGAUAUCCUGGUGCACUACCCGGAGUCUCAGAAAGUUCUGGCCCGAAAGGGAAGGAAAUUGACCAAGGCCAAACAACCUGCAGGUGCUAAAGAUGAGGAAAAGCCAAAAGGUCUGGCUGGCUUUCGCCCCAAACCACCAACACCAAAAAUCAUGAAAGCGUUUGCCAACUUCCGCAAACUCUCGAAAGAGUGA